GGAGCCGGUUCUAUGCCUGCCUCCUGCUUCGGGUGGCUGCACCUGCCGUGGGCCGCUGGAUUCUCUGCGUGGAGUGUUUGAAAGUGCCACCUUUUUGACCCUACGCCAUGGGAGUAACUUGUGUGUCCCAGAUGCCUGUGGCUGAGGGCAGGAGUGUCCAGCAGACGGUGGAGCUCCUCACCAGGAAAUUAGAGAUGCUUGGGGCAGAGAAACAAGGAACAUUUUGUGUGGACUGUGAGACUUACCACACAGCUGCCUCCACCCUGGGUGGCCAAGGCCAGGCUGGGAAGCUGAUGUACGUGAUGCACAACUCUGAGUACCCGCUGAGCUGCUUUGCCCUCUUUGAGAACGGCCCUUGUCUGGUUGCGGACACCAACUUCGAUGUGCUCAUGGUGAAGCUCAAGGGUUUCUUCCAGAGUGCCAAGGCCAGCAAGAUCGAGACCCGGGGCACUCGCUACCAGUACUGCGACUUCCUGGUGAAGGUGGGCACGGUCACAAUGGGGCCCAGUGCCCGUGGCAUCUCUGUGGAGGUGGAGUAUGGCCCUUGUGUGGUGGCUAGUGACUGCUGGAGCCUCCUGCUUGAGUUCCUACAGAGUUUUCUAGGUAGCCACACGCCAGGGGCCCCCACAGUAUUUGGGAACAGACAUGAUGCUGUGUAUGGGCCAGCAGAUACCAUGAUACAGUACAUGGAACUCUUCAACAAGAUUCGAAAACAGCAGCAAGUGCCAGUGGCUGGCAUCCGUUAGUGACUGGCAGCUGCCCACCUGCUGAGCUGACACUAGGGUACUGCCCAGGAGGAGCAGGUGCUGCACUCGGGGUCCUGGGCCCCGGCCCAGCUGGUUUCCAGCUGUAGCCCGUGCGCUGGGACUCUGGACUCCCCUCCUACCCAUUUCAGCUGUUUUUUACUUCAUGCCUUAAAUGGAUUUGGCUUGUCCUCAAGGAUGGUAAUUGUGAAGAAUGGAGCAGCUUGGGCCUUUCCUGCUGGAGGGUAUCGGCAGGACAGGGUUGUCCCUGCCAGCUGUGAAGGUGAAGACUGUAUGUGACCCAGCUCCCAAGGAUUUGUGGCCACGCUCUGCUGUAUGUGGCUGUACGGGGUGGAUCCCCCCUCUGCUUGAGGACGUGGCUGGCCUCUCCUGGAGAUGGCUGGGUGGCAUGACUGGAUUGAGGACGUGGCUGGCCUCUCCUGGAGAUGGCUGGGUGGCAUGACUGGAUUGCUCUCGCUUUCUGGCUGUUGGCCGUAGUGAUGGCAAACAGAACUGAGUCAUCCUUUGAACUCUGAUGGCCUCCCUUUCUGUUUUGAAGUGUGUGAACCCAUAGGCUAGACUGCUACAGCAAAACCAAAGUGUGGGCUCUUACUGCACAUUUUAUUUUUCCUUACCUUAGUUCCGAGGCAGUCAGUUCCCCAGGGCAGAAUCAACUGUAGGGUUAGCACGAACUGGGCUUCUUGGUCUUAUUGUUGGCUCACCCCAAUGAUGUUGUCCUCACCACAGGAUCUGAGCGCACUCAUGAGCUCCAUAUCCACAGUCCACUGCGGGAAGAGAGAAGGGAGCUUUCCCGCCAAAGUUGCUCUUGCAAUCACUGCAGACGCUUUCCUGGCACUCAGACUCGCUUUGUUUAGGAUCUGCUGUGCUUCACGAGUUGUCUUGUCGAACGUGAGCCUUGAAGUUACUCAUUGACACCAUUGCUUACCUACCUCACCCCUGCCACAGAAACAGUUAACCAGGCUAACAUUGAGGUGCACAUAGAGAGGUUUGGGAAAACUGUUAGUAUACCAAGUGUAGGGUGUCGCUGAGGAGUCUGUCCUCAAAGUCUGCUAAGCAGCCUUCCUGGGGCAGGUUUUACACACAGCAGCUGCCAGGCGCUGCUCAGACUCACCCUAGCUUCGCCAUAGGAUGGAGCUGUUAUCCACAUUGCUCGCUGUUCCUUCCCUUGCUUUGGUUGUUAAUGUUUGUUUAUUUUGUUUCUGCACUUUAAAGAUUGAGGUAUGUUUUAGGAAUCACAAUAAAAUCUGCAAAUACUACA
Peromyscus leucopus (white-footed mouse) is the source of this 2022-nucleotide messenger RNA. It is a transcript of the gene Med20, whose product is annotated as mediator complex subunit 20. Gene Ontology annotation, biological process: regulation of transcription by RNA polymerase II. The coding region runs from base 108 to 746 and encodes 212 amino acids. The record is from RefSeq and is a predicted model, not a curated record. Gene Ontology annotation, cellular component: mediator complex. Gene Ontology annotation, molecular function: transcription coactivator activity. The transcript has 4 exons. Lineage: Eukaryota; Metazoa; Chordata; Mammalia; Rodentia; Cricetidae.